AGUCGUAUGACGUUCGUUCCAGCGUCUAGACGGACGCACGGUUACUUUGUUCUCGUUCCUGCCAUCAAUCGUUCGGUCCACAGUUCUUUAAAAUUCAAUGAUCCGCCGAGUUUGUGAGUGCAUUAAAGUUCGUAAGUGAAACUGGCAUUGCGGGAGAGUGAGAGAAAGAAAUCUUUUGAAACACCGUGAAUAUCUUCGUCGUGUAGCUCCCUCCGUUGUCUCAUUGCCGGCUCGGGCUAUAGGUGGACUUUUUACGAAGUGUUGAUCUUCAUAAACAAUAAUGAGGGAUUUCUAACCCCCCCCCCUCGAUAUCUAACGAGGAUGUGAUACGACGAGAGAUUGGUCAGUUUUUCAAAAUGGAAAAACUGUCUUUUGAGUGCUCGGAACAAAAAAAAUAAUGAAAAAAAAAGAAAACAUUACGACACUAUUGAAAAUUUGAAGAAUAAUCUAACGCAGUGUUAAUAUUGUUGGAACGGUGUAAUGACGAGAGAGAGAAGGAAUGCACGGAGCGUUAACUUGUGUGGGUCAGUGAGGGCGAGUGUGUUCUUGACAGUGUGAAUCAACAAGUGCCAGUUCUGUUCCUCGUGUGUAUGAUUGUGUUUCGCCGUUUUGAAUAACGUGCAUUCGUAUACUCGUGUCUGUGUUACUUCAUGUAUACACGUUGAGUACUCAUCGUGUUACAUGUGCGCGUUCAAAUCGCGGAGUUCGAAGAUUGGGAUAGAUUUUAAUUGCCCGGCAGCCGGCUCAUCGCAUAUUUUCUUUGGAUGCAGUUAUAUGUACCAUCAGCGUAGAGGAUCGACCGAAGUGAAUUUAUUUCGACACCGAAAAUCAUGAUUUCUUCAAAUUUAUCUUUCUAGGAAUGAAGUGAUCAAACAUAUUCCGUGAUUCGUCUUUUUUCAUCGCGCCAGGUUUUUUCUCGUGUGCGAACGAGUUUUUUUUUUUUUUUUUUUUUAUUUAGUGACGCCCUAGUGAGUUUCUUUUGAAAGUUUUUAAUGCAUGCCUUGCUCUAUUGCCUUGAAAACGAGAUUGGAUAACGAGGCACAUUCGUUCACAAUCGGAAUUGCGUGGUGCUCAAAACUUGGUUGACCGGAUAAAUAUACAAAUAUCGAGCGAGUGAAAAUAUAUCAAAUUCGAUCGCAACCGAAUCGAUUUCAUUACCUUCGUGUAUUAUGUGCUGCUCAGAUAAAUACAUAUGAAUAUAUACUCUCGUAUAUAAAUGUAUACGUAUACGUGUCCGUGAUAAGCAGCUAUUCGUGACAUUAUCGUCAUCAACGUCGAAGCUGCGAGACCUGCUGAGACGACAAACGGCAAGGCGACGCCGCUGCGUCGCGACGCACCAAGAUGGAAGUCGUCUAUAUAGAUGAACGAGAAGACGUGCAAAAAAAAACAUUUGCCAAAUGGAUAAAUUCGCAGCUGCUCAAGCAAAACCAUCAAGAUGCCAUCACAGAUCUGUUCGUCGAUCUCCGAGAUGGAAAUCGACUCCUCUCGCUGCUGGAAGUUCUAACGUCAAAAUUUUACAAACGAGAGCGUGGUCGUAUGCGAGUUCAUCACUUGAAUAACGUUAACAAAGCUCUACAAAUACUGGAACAAAAUAAUGUGAAGCUCGUCAACAUCAGUAGCAACGACAUUGUGGAUGGAAAUCCAAAAUUGACUCUCGGAUUGGUAUGGAGCAUAAUUCUACACUGGCAGGUUCAGUAUCAUCUCAAGGACCUGAUGACCGAGUUACAGCAGACGAAUUUAGAAAAAACCCUGCUAGCGUGGUGUCGCCAAAAUUCUCAGAAUUAUCCUGGCGUCGAUAUAAAGAAUUUUACGACUUCGUGGUCCGAUGGUUUGGCAUUCAACGCGAUAUUGCACAGAUGGCGACCCCAGUUAUUCGACUUCAAUAAUAUUGCGAGAAAACACCCGAACGCCAGACUCGAAAAUGCUUUCCGAUUGGCCCAUGAUCAUUUGAGUAUCGAGCGACUACUCGAUCCGGAAGAUGUAAACACGUCAGUACCGGACAAAAAAUCCAUCAUGAUGUACGUCAUGUGCCUGUUUCAAUCGUUACCUCAUACGGGAGAUGAUGUGGGUGAUAUCGAUGUCUCGAUUGCUAGUGAUUCGAGUCCAGUCACCACACCAGUCACCGAGAGUGGGCUUUCGAUGGCCAAUCUCGGUAUGCCGGUCUCACGACCAAUGAGUCUUGCGACCAACGUGUCGGUCGAGCUUGGUGGUUACCAGGUUGCACUUGAGGAUGUUCUCACGUGGCUUCUCGAAGCCGAAGAUAAACUAAACAACUCACCCGAGACCGGUACGAACUUGGAUUUAUUGAAAGAACAGUUCCACGAACAUGAAACAUUUUUGAUGGAACUGUCUGGACAUCAUGACGGUGUUAUUGCGGUUAUGGAGGAAGGAGCCAGACUCCUGGCCGAUGGUGGUCUCCAGAAAGAUGAAGAACACGAGGUCCGCGUACAAAUGUCGUUGCUGAACGCACGCUGGGAAGGAUUGAGGCUGCGAGCUAUGGAUCGACAGUCCCACAUUCACGAGGCUUUGAUGAACAUGCAGAAAGGUCAGCUGGAUACCCUUCGACAAUGGCUAACGGAAACGGAGGAUCGCAUAUCUCAUAUGGCAGUGAGCGUGCCAAAUCACGAGUCGCUCGAGGACCAAUUGAGACAAUUGAGCGAGCUGGAAAGUGAUAUCAAUGAAAAACAAGCGUCGGUUGACGCGUUGAGAAAUAUUGUGGUGGUCGUUGACGAGGAAAAUUCCGAGGCUGAUUACACCCAGAUGGAAGAUUUAUUGUCGGCGCUGAGCGAACGUUGGUGCCACAUUUGUAAAUGGAAAGACGAGAGGAGCGAAAAACUUCGAGUUCUUACGGCCAACUGGAAAAAUUUGACCGACGAGUACAAAAAAUUACUCGUUUGGCUCAAUGAAAUGGAAAUUACUUUGAAGCAAAUGGAAGCUGUGCCGGUUUCAGAAAUCGGUGAAACUCUUGAGAGGGUUAAAAAAUUACAAAGUUUACGCGCCCAAAUGAGCGCGAAUGACAAAAAACUUGCCGUUAUGCAAAAAACUGUACAAGACAUGAGCGCCGAUGGCUCCUCCGUCGAGUGUAAUGACCUCUUGGAAAAAAUUGAAAAUCUCCAAGAUCAGUUGGAAGCUGUAGGACAAAUCAUGGAAGUUCAAAGUCAAAGGAUAUCGAAUUCAGGAUUCGAUUUUGACACGAGGUCGGAAACGGAAACUACAGUCGUAAGUGGAAACGAAUGGAUGACCGAAACUAUAACGAGCAUAGCGUACAAAAAGGAACAUUCGGGUGUUUUGGAUCAGCCUCAACAUAGCGAUUCGAAAAAACGAAGGAUCGCAAGUGUCACGAGACAAACAUUUGAGACGUCACUGUCAAAUUUAUACAAAUGGUUGGAUUAUGUUGAUCUCGAAAUUGGACGUUCCGAGGGUGUGUUCGAUGAAUUGAGCGUCGAUGAGAAACGAGUGGUUUACGAAGACACAGUCGCUGAUUUGGAGUCUCACAAAAUGGAAUAUGAGAAAGUUCUUGAAGCUGGUAAUUCACUCCUCGACGAAUUGAGACAAUCGAAUGAAUCCUUUGAUGAGGAACAAAGCAAGAUCAACGCUGUGACGAAUUGCUGGCAAGCCACUAAUAAUCGUUUACAAGAGAUCAAAGAAAGAAUUGAUUUUUUGCUCGAGGUCAAACAAUUCCGUGCCGAGCUGGCUAAUUUGAGCAUUAUGCUCGAUGGUUAUACGAAAUGGUACGAAUCGAAUCAGGCCAGCAGUCAAAUCGAACCUCUUGGAGUCAAAUUGAAAUCAAUGAAAUCUCAUGAGGAGCGUAUUAAAAAGUUAAUGGCGAAGUCGAAACAUUGUAUCGAAACACAGGCCGCUGGGAAAGAUGCUGCUCUAAUCGAUUCUGAGUUGAAACAUUUUACGAUGAAAUGGGAUGACCUCUUAAAAAAGUUGUCGGAUCGCUUAGCAGAACUGUCAAGCGUCGCUGAUAAGAAUCCUCCAAAAAAAUAUACAGAAACAAUAGCGGAAUUGUUGUCCUUCAUAAAUAAUGCGGAAAGUAUUUUGUUGUCCGAGCACGCUGUCGUUUCUGACCGCGAGUCUAUGGAAAAACAAUGUCAGAGAUUCGUCAAACUUCAAGAUUCGAUGAAAGAGCACAAAAAAAAGUUGAAAUACGUCAACACAACAGGGCAAGAAUUGAUCGCGAAACUCACCGAUGAUACAACGAUACAGAUAAUGAUGGAUGACUUGCAAGACCUCAAUACCAAGUGGAGCGAUAUUACCGUUAUUCUGGAUGAGAGACAACAAAAACUUUCCAAAGACAUCAAUGCUCUAGAAGAAUUCGAAAAAGAGCUCCACAGAUUGGAAGAUUGGUUGGAGAAGUCUUGCAAGUACUUGGAAGAGGUAUCCGAAGAUGCUGAAGUAAAAGAUGUGAAAACAACUGAGUUCAAGCUCGAGCAAAUUCGUUCGCUUACCGACGACAUUGAGAGCACGAAACCUUCGAUCGAGAAACUCCAAACUUCCACUAACUUAUUGCUAGAAAACUCUGAGCCAAAGUUUGCCGGUGUUCUCAACAAUCGAUUGGAGGCUGUUUCCCAAAAAUGGAACGCCAUUAUCGAUGGUGCAAAGCUUCACGGCGACAAAUUUGAACAUGCAUUGAAAAAGAACGAUGAGAUCAUAAACGGCAUCGAAGAUUUCACAAAUUGGCUCUUGGGCCUGGAAAAGGCGAUACCGAUGGAGACGAAGAUAACAUCGUCGAUAGAACUUUUUCAAAACCGUGGUCGUUAUCAGAACUUGAAGGAAAAGGUUGACAACAGGGUCGAAGAAUUUCGUAAUUUGAACGAAAUGGGCAACGACAAACUUUUGAACUCGGAGGGCUCGUCGGUACAGGAAUUAGGUAGGCGAUUCACAUCUUUGAACGCAAGAUGGACAGAUGUCACCGAUCGCAUAUACGAGCGUUACAGACAAUUACAAAACGCUAGUCACGAGUAUGGCGAGUUCCGUGCUCUUGUUGCUCAAGAAAGCGAUUGGCUUGAUAAGCUCGAUAAAAGACUUAAAAAAUCGACCAAAAGCGCUGCCGAUGCGGAAGAAAUAUCGGAUGAACUCGAUGAUUUGGAGAAUUAUAUUCGCAAUCGUCCGGAAUCAAGAUUCGAAAAAAUUCAAGAAAUAGGCAAACAACUUAUCGAACACGACAUAAUGACCCAAUCGAUUGAAAAUGAUCUCGAGUCUCUGACAAUUCGAUGGAAAAAUCUCAAUCAAAAGGCAAACGAACGAGCCAAACUGUUGGAAGGAUCUGUGAAGCAGGCUCAACAAUCCGAAGGACGAAUACUAGCCCUCCAAAAUUCCCUUACGCAAGUAGACUCUGUACUGACAGCUCGUCUAGAUUGUGAUCUCACAGCUGAUGAUUUGCCCCAUGAUUACCAGAAAUUAAUUGGUGAAAUGGAGGGUCAGCAAUCGACACUGGAUGAGAUGAUGAGUCAGAUCGAGGAAUACAAAGCUUCGGGUAAGCACGAAGCAGCCAGUAGACUCCAGGAACAAAUGACUCUGAUAGAGCAGAAGUUUACCGAAGUACAAAAGAAGUUCGAUCGCUUUCGGUCACCAACGAAUCUCGAGCCCAGGCUUUCACGAGCUCUCCGUGAACUUCGAGGCAUCGAGGAAGCCACGUGUUUGUUAGAACUUGCUUCGGAGGACCCGGAAGCCAUCGAAGGACAGUUGAAGCACUGUUUGCGUUUCUAUCAAACUCUGAGCGAGAUCAAGAGUGAAAUCGAAAGUAUAAUCGUAUCGGGAAGAAAAUUAGUCGACGAUAAGAAUGUUUCUGAGCCAGAAAAACUCACCAAACGAAUCGACACUCUAAAAAAGUUGUACAACAAGCUCGGACUCGAGAUUACCGAGUCCAAAGCGAUCCUCGAAAUGGCUCUCGAGCUGUCUCGUGAUAUGUACAAACACAUGACGUACAUAAAUAUGUCGGUUGACAGUAUCAACAAGGAAUUGGAUACUCAGAAAAAUAUGCCCGAAUUGCCAGUUAAUGCCAUCUAUGUUAAAGAAACUCUGACCGAAGUAAUACCACGAUUGAACGUCGUCAAAGACAAACUCUUCGGAUGUCACGAAGAGUUUACAAAAUUGUGUGAUCGCAUGUACCUGGAACAGCUCAAAGACAAAAUGUCCGAUGUCGUGGGAAGGUUAGCGAGUACCGAGAGAAGAUUGCGAGUAUGCAGCGGUGUUGAGGACGAACCGAACGUCGAUGAAAUCAAUGCUUGGCUCUUGCAAAUGGAAGAAAAGCUCGAUAAUUUGGAUACAAUGCCAACUGAGCAGUUGAACGAGCAACAUUUGGAUAAGUGCAAGGCGAUUCAGUGCGAGAUGACAGAGGCGAAGCCAAAAGUGUUACAGUUGCAACGCUCCGCUUUCUACCCGAAAGUAGCAGCCGUGUGCAAAAAGUGGGAGGAAAUUGCUGGAAGAAUUCAGGGUUGGAUUGUCAAGAUCACUGAUGAUUUGUCGAUAAAGAGCAAACCGUGUCAUGUUAAGGGGAGAGACAGUAUUGGCCAGAAUCAUUCGUACAAGAAUACAGAGAGCGUAGCACCUUCUACGGGUAGAUUGUCAGAUAAGAGAAUAAAUAAAAUAGGCGCGACGAACGAGGACAUGUACGGGAUAGGCUAUCUGAAUCCAGCUUUCGACGAUAAGCAAUGCUCCGGUUGUUCGAUUACGAGUACCAGUACGAGCAGCCCAAUGACUCCGAAAAGUUCGCCAAUCGUUGUACCAAUGCGGAGUAGAAAGUCGUCGAGUAAACUGGAAAAAGUGAAAGAACGCGUGGUCGAUAUUGGUCGAACUGCUAGAAGGAAACUGGACAUGAGCUCGAUACCAGACGUGGUGCAAACAUCCCAGCCUCAAAUAUCGCAAAAGGUUGAUACUUCGUCAUCCUCCUCGUCGCCAUCGCCCGAGAGAUCCGAAGAAACGUUCCACGACGAGGACGAAGAAUUCUUCUUGUCCAAAAACAGCAAAUUGUUCUCACAAGUAUCGAGCAACACUCUCGUACCGAUGGAUACAGCGAGGGCGGCUUCGACGAUGACGGGAACAUCAAUGACCGUAACGAGUUCCCAUUCAACUCCGUUUCACAUAGUCGCCAUUCGUGAAAUGGAAAUUGUCAAGUCCGUCGCCUCGGCCAACAGCCACGUUGUGCUGCCAAUUGCCAAUGUGAGCGUUGAACAGAUGCCCCAAGUGGUCGAGCGCGUCGAGAUAUCCGAGGACACGGAAACUGAGCCCGAAUCCAUCGACGAUGACCCCGAGGACUCGAGCAACGCGAAAAAACAAUUGGUGCCUAUUUUGAAGCGACCAACUUUCGUACCCUUGGCAUCGAGGAACCCGAAAAAACUGACGUUGCGCUUGACCGAAGACUUGGCCAAAAAACAUCCGUACCCCUUGCAGGUGCAAAAUCGUGGCCGAAAAAAUAUGCUCCAAUGCACGAGAAGAAUUGUAAAAAGUAGAGCGAACGUGAAAUCCGGUCCGGCGGGCCCACGAAACGUUGCCCCGAACCAUCAACUCGAUCCGAACAGUUUCACCAGGUGGAAAGACUGCGAGAGCAUUGACGAGUAUCUCAUCCUCGACGACCGCAAACCUCGACCUAGUCCCCUCGGAAACCCCGGUGACAAUCCCUCGAAAAGCUUCGAACGGAACGCCCGCGAAAUGCGUGACUUCAAUAAGACUGCGAUGGUGCUAAAUGCCACUCCUCAUGAGGGGACGAAGGAUUGUGAUAAUUUUGGCACUGCCACGGAGGGCUCGACCAUGCCGAGCCGAAGUAUCGUUCCUACGAGGAGAACUAAAGUCUUUGCUUCCGACGAUACUGUCGAAGAUUGUGAAAGUUUUUACGGUAGUGACAAAGAGACUGACGAUCCAUUGAUUUUUUCUGACGAUACGGAAAUCGAUGUUUGUAGUAGUUCAAGUUCCGGAGAGGAUGAGAAGGAAAUGAGAGUCAAAGAACAAGUACAUCUUUCGGAUGAGAGCACGAUGGAAAAGUCCUUCUCUCGGGUUGGCACUAAAAAUUCUGAAACUCAAAAGCAGAGCGUUGAAAGUAGAAUCGCAAGAGGCGCAGUUGGCUCCUCGAGAACUGGAUUCGAAAGGAACAUCAUUGAGUUUGAACAAGUUGCUCAAUUGAUGCUUCAUCGGAUGGACGUUAUGCUGAUGACCAUCGGUGCUAUCGCCAAUGAAAAAGACCCUUCGAAACGUCUCGAGGUACUAAAAGGUGAAGUAAGCUCUCUAGCACCGGAUGCAGCGGCUCUCAUAAGCAGAGGUGAUGGUUUGGUCAUGACGGUGCACAUGAAAGAUCCGAACAGAGCUGAAAAGAUAAAGAACGAUCAUCAGGACAAAUUACGUAGCAAGUGGCAUCAGGUUAUGACCGAAGUUGACGCGAGACGCGUACAAGCACAAAAAGCUGACGAAAUGCUCAAACAAUACAACAAACUUAUUGCCGAAUUCGAAGAGUGGUUCCGGGACGUACCCGCGAAAUUAGAACAGGCGAAUAAUUAUGAAGGACAGCUUGAAACAUUUACUGAGGAAUUUGACAUAAAACACGAGCAAGUACAAACCCUCAACAAUCUCUGUGCUGAGCUUAAAAAAUUGAAUGUUGGAUAUCCAGAAACGAUAAGGUACAGCAUCAAUACCAGAUGGCAAGAGAUCAGCUCCCAAUUCAAGAGAUACAGUGGUGGCAAAGACAAGGAUAAACUCGUCACCGACAAAAAAGUUGAAUUGGAUAUUGGGGGUUUGAGUACUCAAGAUUUUGCUACACGUUCGAACAAACUUCGCGAUGCAAUAUCGACGAUAGCGAGAUCUUUGAAUUCCACGCCGUUGAACGGGAAGGAUUAUGAGCUUUUCCCGAGUCAGGAAGAAUGUUUGAACAAAAUGAGCAACGCUCUUAACAUUCUUAAACCGAGUAUCGAUGAGAUGGGCUACUUGUGCGAAAGCAGUCUUCGAACACUCGGCAAGGAUCAAGCCGAGCAAGUUAAACGAAUGACAGAAAAAUUACGUGAGGAUUGGCUCGAUGUGAAUCGUCGAUACAACGAGAGAAACAAUCGUUGGAUUAAAUGUAACGAAAAGUGGAAAAAUAUUAACAACGCUUGCUGGAAUGCUUUCGAGAGACUCGACAAGCUGCAGGAUUCGCUGGAAAAGCUCGAAGAGUCUGAAACCAAUAGAGAUGCGAAUCCCAUCAUUUCGAAAAUCGAACAAGACGUUGGAAAAAUUCAAUCAAUCUACAACAAAAUCGUCACACUGAAUGCAGAAAUCGCCAGCAAAUCAUCUCCCGAGGAUGUCAUCGAUUUGAAAAACACGAUUGAAAAUGUUACGAAAAGAUGGCAAAACUUAUUUGCCAAGUUCAAUGCUCAGAAGGACAAAAUGGAUAAAAAACGAGUUGCCAUGGACAAGACGAUAGAGUCGGGACGUAAUAUCGUCGAUCAAGUCAAUACUCUGCUGAUCUCGAGUGCCAACCCUUCUGACAAUACUUCACUGUCAAUUAGAUUGUCAAUGAUCAAAGCGCGAGAGGCGGAACUGCAGUCACAGAAAAAAGCACUCGAGGAGUUGAAAACUCAACAUUUGGGAUCGGAAAUGGAGAAAGAAGUCAGUCAAAUACUGCUCGAUAUUGAGAAGAUUCAAACCAGUUUAUCAAAUCAUCGUGAUUACGUCGAAAAUAAAUUAGUAUCGUUGAAGAAAUACAUGCACAGUUUAGAUGGCAUCAUGGCUUGGGUGAUGGAAACGAGAACGAGGAUCAACAUUUCACGCGAACUGCCUCAACAAGAGAACGUCAAAUUUAUCGAUAACAUCAUGGCCACCGUCAAAGAUCGCGAAAUGGAGGUCAAAGACGUUUUGGAAAAUUAUACAAAUUUGGAGAAAGAGUGCGAAUCUGCGAAGCAGCCAAUUUCCGUCGAGUUUCAGGAGAAAUUAAAGAAGCUCCGAGAAGAUUGGCAUUUUGUGAAAAACCGUGGUCAAUUCACAGGUACCGAGGAACCUUCAACAAAAUCGUCCUUCACCUCGUCGCGGAAAGAGGAAACAGAGAAAAGCGCGAUUGGAGAAGCAUCGGGGACCGUUGCGGGAGGUCCUCGUUCGUUGGUGGCCUCCUCCGCUCACUCGACGCCCUCGACCCCGGAAGAAGCUGCCCUCUCGGCGUCUAGUGCCGUCGGAUCUUCUCCAUCCUCGUCCUCCUCAACGUCGACGACUUCACCAUCUGCUCCCCCCGUCACAGGAUUGGAUAAAACCGUUCUACAGAUCCUCGACUGGCUCACCGUCGAGUUAGAGAUGUUGCGUCAACAGGCUGUCGUCGUCGGCGACGUCGAUGAAAUCACACAACUCCUCGACAAACAAAAGAAUGUGUUGCGUGAAUUGGAGCAGAAGAAGCCGCAAUUGGACGAGCUCGUGCACACGGCGGAGAAUCUCAGAGCUGAUACAAACCGGCAGCAACUCCAUGGCAAAGUUACGAAGCUUCUCGAGCACUGGGAUGAGACGAAUUCCAAAGUCAUGCAACGCAAGACCCAGUUGGACGCUAUGCUCGGUGACAGCCAGCGCUACGAAGCCAAAAGAAACGAAGUGGAGAAUUGGUUGGAUCGCAAGGAAACCCGCUUGGCCAGGAUGCGAUCGGUUGGCCACACCGCCGAUGUCCUCGAAGCCCAACUCAGAGAGCAAAAGUCGCUUCACGCUGAGCUCCAUCAGUACAAGCAUCAAAUCGACCUGUUUAAUCAGCUCACCCAAAAACUCAUUGCCGUAUAUCAACAGGACGAUACGACGAGGGUGAAAAAAAUGACCGAAAUGAUUAAUCAACGCUACAACAAUCUUAAUACGAGUGUCAUCAAUCGUGGGAAGUUAUUGCAUUCAGCGAUGGCCUCUCUCCACAACUUUGACCGAUCGUUGGACAAGUUCUUGGCUUGGUUGAGUGAGGCUGAAUCUUCGAUAGAAGGGCUCGAGGCAGAAGCGGAUCGUCUCGGUGGCAAACGUGAUCAGGGAGCUCUCAGACGACCACAGCAUCAGCUCAAGGAUCUCCAGUCCGAAAUCGAAACUCACCGGGACGUUUACGUAUCGCUGAAUGGUACAGGCCAAAAUUUACUGCGUUCGUUGGCCAGUCAAGAUGACGCGGUCAUGUUGCAGCGUCGUCUCAAUGAGAUGAAUCAAAGAUGGCAUCACCUGAAAGCCAAGAGCAUGGCUAUAAGAAAUCGUCUGGAGAGCAACGCCGAGCACUGGAACGCCUUACUAUUGUCGCUGAGAGAACUCAUCGAGUGGGUGAUAAGGAAAGAUACGGAACUCACCGGUCUGGGACCAGUUUGUGGCGAUAUAGCUGCCCUUCAGAAACAACAGGAUGACCAUCGAGGAUUUCGCAGGCAGCUGGAAGACAAACGACCUGUCGUAGAGAACAAUUUGCUAAGCGGCCGUCAGUAUAUCGCCAAUGAACCACCUCUUUCGGACACUUCGGACUCUGAAGCUGGUCGUGAACUCGACGGUGAUUCGAGGGGUUACAGAAGUGCCGAAGAACAAGCGAGAGAAUUAACUCGAAGUAUUCGCCGAGAAGUUAACAAACUUUCGGAACAGUGGAACGCCCUGAUCGAUCGUAGCGAUGCGUGGAAGCGAAAACUCGACGACACAUCCACGAAAAUGUGCGUAUUCCAGAAGGCACUCGAAGAUCUUUCUUCGCGGAUGGCAGGUGCGGAAGCGUUACAGAGCGGUUGGCAAAAUCCUACUGAUCCACCAGAGGCCACCGAAAUGCUGGAACAGUUGCAAAAGUUUGGCGACAGAUUGGGCCCCAUUCAACGGAACAUAGAGGAGGCCAACGACCAGGCGAGCCUGUUCGCCAACAGUAGUGUCAUCGUGUCUCACGCUCUCCUCGCCAAACUCGAAGAUUUAAAUACGAGAUGGAAAAUACUGCAAGUGGCGGUUGACGAGCGUUACAAGCUCUUAAGUGGUUUCGGAAAGGACGGCAGUACACCGGGUAGUCAGGCCUUUCUCGCUGGUAGUGUCGAGCCACCGUGGGAGAGGGCGCUCACACCGGCCAAAGUGCCUUACUACAUCAAUCAUCAAUUGGAAACAACGCAUUGGGAUCACCCCAAAAUGAUUGAUCUCAUGUCCUCAUUGGCUGACCUCAACGAGGUCCGUUUCUCCGCCUAUAGAACCGCCAUGAAGCUUCGGACUGUCCAGAAGAGAUUAUGCUUGGAUCUACUGAGUCUAUCUUCGGCAUUGGAACAAUUCGAUUCCCAUGGUUUGAGAGCCCAGAACGACAAACUGAUCGACAUCCCCGACAUGGUCACCGUACUUACGUCACUCUACGAGGUUAUCGCAGCCGACAAUCCGACUCAGGUUAUCGUGCCGCUCUGCAUAGAUCUAGCUAUCAACUGGCUACUUAAUGUAUAUGAUAGGUACGCUAGUCAACGAACCGGGCAAAUACGCGUGUUAUCCUUCAAAGUCGGCCUAGUACUCCUCUGCAAAGGUCAUCUCGAAGAGAAAUACAGAUAUUUGUUCAGGCUCAUCGCUGACCCUAACAGACUGGUAGACCAAAGAAAACUCGGGCUUUUGCUGCACGAUUGCAUUCAAGUUCCGAGACAAUUGGGCGAAGUAGCAGCAUUCGGAGGUUCUAAUAUCGAGCCGAGUGUACGGAGUUGUUUCGAAAAAGCAGGGAAGGACAAAAAUGAAAUCGAAGCCGUACACUUCCUUAGUUGGCUGCAGCAGGAACCACAGAGCAUGGUCUGGCUGCCGGUAUUGCAUAGAUUGUCGGCUGCUGAAGGUGCAAAACAUCAGGCGAAAUGCAACAUUUGUAAAGAAUAUCCGAUAGUUGGAUUCAGAUAUCGCUGUCUGAAGUGUUUUAACUUCGACAUGUGUCAAAACUGUUUCUUCUCCGGGCGCAAAGCGAAAAAUCAUAAGCUGACCCAUCCGAUGCAAGAAUACUGUACUGCAACAACAUCGGGCGAAGAUGUCCGAGACUUUACUCGAGCAUUGAGAAACAAAUUCAAGUCGAAGCGUUACUUCAAGAAACAUCCUCGAGUAGGUUACUUGCCGGUGCAAACGGUUCUGGAAGGCGAUGCCUUGGAAAGUCCAGCACCAUCGCCACAGCACAGUACUCUCAGCCAGGAUAUGCACUCGAGAUUGGAGAUGUAUGCGUCAAGAUUGGCCGAAGUUGAGUUGUCACGUACGAGAAGCAAUUCCACUCCUGACAGCGAUGACGAGCAUCAGUUAAUCGCCCAUUACUGUCAGAGCUUGAACGGCGGUGAUAACAUCAAUGUACCGAGAAGUCCGGUACAAGUAAUGGCCGCUAUCGACGCUGAACAGAGAGAAGAACUGGAGGCCAUGAUUCGUGAACUCGAGGAAGAGAAUGCAACUUUGCAAGCAGAGUACGAGAGAUUAAGAUCAAAACAAACACCGGGAUCGACACCGGAAGACGGUCAUGGCACGAGGCAGCCUGAUUGUGAUAUGAUCGCCGAAGCUAAACUGCUUCGACAACAUAAGGGACGCCUGGAGGCUCGAAUGCAAAUCCUUGAGGAUCAUAAUCGCCAAUUGGAAGCACAAUUACAGAGACUCAGACAACUGUUGGAUGAGCCCAACGCUUCGUCACCGUCGAAAACCGGAACUUUACAAACCAGAAGCGUCACAGCUUCGCAAUUAGCGACGGAUUCUCCAGCCAAAAUGAACGGCCAUUAUCACGAUACACCAGGUGGAGGAGGCUCGGGUGAAGGCAGAAUUGGAAGUCUAGAAAGACCGCCACCCCCACCCCAUUCUCACAGCGUUAGCCAUAACGUGGGUAAUCUUUUGCAUAUGGCAGAUGAUCUGGGCAAAGCUGUCGGUGAACUGGUAACAGUAAUGACUGAAGAUGCAACCAAGACAAACGGUCAAAGAGCACCACCACCAGCUUUCAACUGACGCAUAUCAUGAUAGACAUACUUCACAAAAUUCGUACAGACAUUUCACAACUCGCAAAAAGUGACGUCCCUAAUAGAGGAACGAGCAUAAGUAAAUCAACAGAAAAUAACAAGGAAAUAUUGAAAACGACGGCCGAUUAUCAUUUUGAAAAGAAUCAUGAUUAGGGAAGAUAACUCGACAUUCAUCAUUAUAACAUAUUUAUAAUCGUAAACGAUGACCAAGACAAGUCUGGCUCUAACGCAUAUCAGCGAAAAGUACAUGGUACAUACAGAUAUAUACAUAUACAUAUAUAUCUACAGCGCAAAUGCAGGGUCAGGGAACCAACUACAGUGGUUUUGGCUAUUUUAUAAAAUUUGAUAUUCGCCAUUGUAUAGCUGUUGAAUGGAGACAUAGAGGGAGCAAAAGAGAGAGAAAAUAGAGAAGUUGAGUGAAAAGAAGAGAUAGAAAGAGCUGAGAAGAAAACAAAUGAUGAGACGGCGGAGAAAGGAAAAAAUAUGAAAUAAUAGAAAACGGGGCGGGAGCAAAAGCAAAGAAAACAUUUUAAAAAAUAUUAUAAAGAAAGGCCGAAAACAAAGGUGGAAUGAAUACAUGAGCAAAUACUGAUUAAGGCAAAUUAUCAUUUGGCUUCAGCGGUUCCCUGAGUAUAUGAACAAUUUACUACAAAAUAUAUCGACUCGUCAUAUCACGAAAAAAUGAACACAAUUAUCAUUAACGAGAAUUGGAUUGUUACGCUUGCUAGCUUCAUAAAAAAAAAAACAAAAAAGUCGAAUUUAAAAAACAAUACAUAUAUAUAUAUAUAUAAAUAAAAAAUUGAAGAGAAACCGUCGAAAUGAAGAAAAUCAUUGACGAAAUAAUCCUUAAAUAAAAAAUGCAUACGCAGCAUUGUAUCAAAUUGCAUAAUCCAUAGAGCGUGUAGACUAUAAACAACGUUUUGCAAACACCCUAAUUAUGUUAACUGCCAUUGGCGCACGUCCUCCAAAUCAUAAACGAGCGACUAAUGAAAUCGCGUGUAAAGAAAUAAUACCACGAUUCAACGCGUCCGCAGUCACAGAUGUAUUGACAUCGAUACACAUACCAUAUUCACGCAUAUCGAGUUUUUUAAGUUCUGGACUCCAGCAGAACACGUCUCUUGACGUUUUCAUAUCAACCGACUCAAAGUCUCUUUAUCAAAUUAUCAGCUUUGUUAUUUCGCGAUUAAUGUGGAAAUCAGAUCGAAGAAGACCAUUUUUUAUAUGAUUCAGUGACGAAGAAAAUGACGUAAAUGAUAAGUGAACGAACUAAAUCAGGUAGUCACGUUCACUACGAUUUUAUCAUAAUUAACCCUUUCCCUAAUCCGAACAAUGUUUCGUAUUUUUUUAUAAACUUUACGUAGAUUUUAAUGAUUUUUACUGUCUCCGAGGACUCGAUACAGUGCGGCGAUGGAUUCACAAUUUUUAGCCUCUUUUCUCUUCCAUCGAUCCUACAUUGCAACACGAAUUUUUAAUGCAAAAGAAAUAAUGAACAAUUGAUAUCGAAAAUUACUUGGAGGCCAAGCGGAUUCAAUGCCGACGACAAAAUUACUCCACUGUGUCGGGCCCUUGUGCCUACCAAACCCCAAUGUUAUGUACAUUUAAAGAUAUAUUGAUAACCUUUUUCUCCCAAACAAAACCAUCUGAUUUACAAACUGUAGGCUGUAUUCUCAUAUCAUGUAAUAAAGUUGUCUAGAAAAUAAUGUCAAGACGAUAAA
Molecule: messenger RNA, 15577 nt
Organism: Venturia canescens
Lineage: Eukaryota; Metazoa; Arthropoda; Insecta; Hymenoptera; Ichneumonidae
Gene: Dys
Product: Dystrophin
Exons: 52
Coding region: 1342-13851 (4169 amino acids)
Biological process (GO): synaptic signaling
Cellular component (GO): plasma membrane
Molecular function (GO): protein binding; zinc ion binding
Source: RefSeq, a predicted model, not a curated record